ACAGAAACUGCUGGUACCAACUACUUUUCUAAUCAGCCUCAUCCAAUUCCCGAUUUAAAUAAUACAUCAUCGUCGUCCCAAGAAGUCGGAAACCCAAGCUCCCCCGGUUUCCUCACCGCUCAGCUUUUUUCUUUUUGCUGAUUGGCCUUCUAGGUGGGCAAUUGCAUAUCGCAUAUCUUUAUUAUCUUAUAGGUAAACAAUUGCUCUCUUGAAAGGUAAAAAUGGCAAGGCGAACCUACGAAUCCCCCAUGGACUGGGAAUAUCAGAAUAAUGGCCCAAUGGAUCCCUCAAGCCCGUUUGCUCAGUCUACCAAAAAACCGGAAACGAAAGGCACCAAUCUAAGCCUCUUCGGUUCAUCCAACACCAGCGGCAAUGCGAAUAACGCUCCAUCUGCCUUUGGGCAAAACCCCUUCUUUCGCACACAAAGCACGCCUUCCAAACCAGGACCUCCCACGCCAAGCCAGCGCUCCAUAUUCGCUUCUUCCUCUGCUCUCCAGAGAACAAUAACUGCGCCCCCAUUCCGGAAUCCCGCUUUCACUACUCCGAGAAAGCCGUUCGAUGAUACAAUUUCCGAGUUCUCACCUGCCGACUCUAGUCCUGCCGGCACUGACGCCUCGGAUUUGAUCGAAACCCCCGAGAAUGACCGUUCUUACGAUCUCUCGCGCAUGUCUAUAACUCCUUCUACGAUGAGCACCAACAGGACAGUGUCACCCAAGAAGGCGUCUGGGAAAGGCGAAAUACCGAAGACGCUAUUUGCAUCUCGGGACAAGGUACGCAAGAGGAAGCGAUAUAAUGCAGACAAGGACGUUAGCGGCUACCGCCUACCCUACAUGCAGCAGGAGGAGUAUAAUGAGUCGGAUUACGAGUCUGACGAAAGUACCUUCCAGCCGCACAAAACCCGUAAGGAGCCAGGGAAGCGCAAAAAGGAUGGCUGGUUCGGGUCAUUCCUGGCCACCGUUCAGCGACACCCCUAUGCGCCAAGUAUAUUGGGAUACUGGUUGACAUUCGGAUUCAAUCUCUUUUGCGUGAGUGGUGCAUGCUGGGUCGUUUGGGCUAUCAUCAGCGGUUUGCGGCAAGACUUCUCCACCGAAAGGCAGUCACUGAGAGCCGAUAUACUCGCGGAAAUUGAUAAAUGUACAAACGACUACCGAGAGAACAGGUGCCACCCAGUUGAGAAGCGACUCCCGGCAAUGUACGAGCUGUGUGAUAAAUGGUUCGACUGUAUGCAUCAAAACCCGGACUAUGUCAAGCAGGUGUCCAGCAGUGCAAAGGAGAUGGCAAAGAUCUUGAACGAAAUCGUCGAGACUAUGUCCUACAAGACGAUAGCGUUGAUUCUUGCUAUGUUUGUAAUAUUUCUAUAUAGUGGGAGAUCUCUCUAUAAGAGCACCAACGCUUUCACGGAUAUUCCGCACCCCAACCCGUCGGGGCCUUUUCCCUCACAGCAUGCUAACAACCAGCAAAUGGGGCCUACUCAGCAACAAAUGUACUGGCCUCAGACGCCAAGACACACGAGCAAUCGACGUCUUAUGGCCCCAGAUUUCACACCAGACACGGACGAUGGACCCCAAAGAUUCCACUCCCUGCCCCCCUCAGAAACGCCGUUCUUACGAAGAAGCCCGUCCAAGGGCGACAGAGAUAGAAGUCCUACUAAGAGCAGGAGUCCCGUCAAGCGAUACUAAUGUCGUGAUACUUGCGAACUCAUGUGGGAUGUACGAUAAUGGAGAAGAAAGAAAGCAUUACGCUAGCUUUGGGUUUGUCAACUGGGCCUCAUUGCGACGGGAGUUUCGGAUAAGUUUCUGAUAAAAAGUAUUGUUGUAUAAAAUAAUCAAGGAUAGAUCGCCUUGGUGACGAUGAGUGUGAAAGUAUUAUAGUGAUGUAUGAGAUCAAAAGAACUUGGAGUAUCUAAGAUCU
This is a messenger RNA of Hypoxylon fragiforme, 1911 nucleotides long. Its product is annotated as Di-sulfide bridge nucleocytoplasmic transport domain-containing protein. Gene Ontology annotation, cellular component: nuclear envelope; nuclear membrane. Gene Ontology annotation, biological process: lipid homeostasis; nuclear envelope organization. The record is from RefSeq and is a predicted model, not a curated record. Bases 222 to 1679 code for a protein of 485 amino acids. The transcript is spliced from 3 exons. Lineage: Eukaryota; Fungi; Ascomycota; Sordariomycetes; Xylariales; Hypoxylaceae.